AUGGACGAUAGUGCUGCUAAAAUUAUUGGAAAUCAUGACAGCCUUUUGACGGACCCAAGAAUAGCUCAGGAUUUUAGCGCUGAAACAGACGAGUUGCUGAGUAAGGCCGAGAAUUGCUUUAAGGUAGGCGACUUCGAGCUAGUUAUGGAGGAGCUCAUUCUGCUGGAGAAGAAAUGCAGGCAGUCGUACGACGGAGCAUCGACGAGCAAGAUUUGUUGUUUCAUUUUAAAUAAAUACAAGCAAACGGAAAAUUACGAAAAGGUGAGUGAGUACUUAGUUUUUUUUAAUAAAAAAAGGGGUCAGUUAAAAAGAACUAUAAUUGAUAUGAUAAAUUUGUGUAAAAACUGGAUUAACGAAAUUGAGGAUAAGGAAACAAAGUUAAAUUUAAUAAAUACGUUAUGUGCAAUUAGUGAAGGAAAAAUUUUUGUUGAGGUAGAGAGAUCGGAAAUAAUAAAAAUAUUAUCAAAAAUUAAAGAGGAUGAUGGAAAUAUAGAAGAAGCUGCAAAUAUAUUACAGGAGGUACAAGUAGAAACAUUUAUAUCUAUGGAUAAAAGAGAUAAAACAGUGUAUAUAUUAGAACAAAUGCGAUUAGUAUUAUUAAGAAAGGAUUAUAUUAGAUGCCAUGUUAUAAGUAGGAAAAUAAAUCCAUCCCUUUUAAAUACAGAUGAGUUUGCCGAUUUGAAAUUAACAUAUUAUAUGUAUAUGAUUGAAUAUUACAUUAAUGAAGAGUCAUAUUCAGAUGUAGCAACAUGUUAUGAAGAACGGUUUAAUACAAAUAUUGUGUUAAAUGAUCCAAACCUUUGGAUUAAUGAACUUAAAUGUUAUAUAAUUUUUUUAGUUCUUUCACCAUUUGAUGAACAACAGAGUAAAUUUUUAAAUUUAGUUAAAAUUGAAAAAAAAAAAUUAAAAGAAAUACCAAUAUUUGAACAAAUUGUUAAAGAUUUUAUUAAUCAAGAUUUAAUAGUAUGGCCUUUAUCAUAUCAAGAACACCUACUUAACUUUUUUAUUUUUAAUGAUACAAAAUUUGUGGGUGGACAAAAUAGAUGGAAUUUAUUUAAAAAAAAAGUAAUGCAUCAUAAUAUUCAUGUUAUAUCGAAUUGUUAUAAUCAAAUAUCUUUAAAUAGAUUAUCAGAACUCUUAAAUGCAACUGUUGAUGAGUCAGAAAGUUUAUUGUCUGAACUCGUUUCAAAUAAAAUGCUAAGUUCUAAAAUUGACAGAUUACAUGGGAUUAUAAAAUUUGGACAAAAAAAAAAUCCUGAAAAUAUAUUAAAUAAUUGGUCUCCUCAAAUUAAUAAAAUCUUAGAUCUCCUGGAGGAAUCAUCUCACUUAAUACAAAAGGAAAGGAUGCUCCAUGAAGCCAAAAUUAAGCGGAUGCAACUCGAGAAUAAGAGAAUCUGA
This is a messenger RNA of Plasmodium malariae, 1398 nucleotides long. It is a transcript of the gene RPN5, whose product is annotated as 26S proteasome regulatory subunit p55, putative. Gene Ontology annotation, cellular component: cytoplasm; nuclear proteasome complex; proteasome regulatory particle, lid subcomplex. The record is from RefSeq and is a predicted model, not a curated record. The coding region runs from base 1 to 1398 and encodes 465 amino acids. The transcript has 2 exons. Lineage: Eukaryota; Apicomplexa; Aconoidasida; Haemosporida; Plasmodiidae.